UCUUUUCUUUUUCCUUCUCUUUCCUUGUCCUUCUAUUCAUUUUCCACCAUUUUCUGUCGCUUUUUGGCGGUUUUGAUCUUUUCAUUUUCGAACAUUCGCUCGAAUUUCUCUCUCGCUCACUCUUUCUCUCUCACUCUUUCUUUCUCACUCUCUGAGUUUAAAUCUGUCGAUUUCUUGAGCUGGCGAUAGCAUAGAUCGGCUUGUUUGAGCUUGUAGGUGGGUCUUGCCGCCGAUGAUUGAGGGGGAAUUAUGUCCAGGGCUUUGAUUCUUAAAAGGGCCUCAAAACCAUAAGAAAUGCAAGUGUGUGAAGAAACUCGAGAACUAAAUAAAAGUUUGGAAAAACCAUGAUGCAGAAAACAAUUCCUGGUUGGAAGUAGAGACGUGUAUAUGACUGUGACCCCAGAGGUGCUGUAGGCAAGGAUGCAAGCAGUGGCAUAUGUCUGCAGAUGCAAGUUCAAGCUUAACAGAAGUAAAUGAAAUGGAUCGAAAAGCACAUGUGAAUAAGAAGUUUGCCAGUAUGAAAUGUCAAAGGGUAAAAGUAGAUGAAACUUCUGUUCCUGCAGUAGAAGAUGAAACUAUAGAAGUUCAGCAUUUGCUUGCAGAGCCAAAGCCUGAUCAUGCUUCAGUAGAUGGUGUACUGUGUUUUGGUAAAGAGAAUUCCUGGAAACACUUGGAGAUUGAUGAUUUUAACUAUGGAUUUGAGUAUGGCCUAAAAGGUGGGCUGGAUUGUAAUAAUACCCAAGGGCAUGAUGAUUUAGAACUCGGAGUUCUGGAUGGACUGCUAGAUGAAGUUGAUGAAGUGGAUGAUAUUCAUGCAGCAAAUGACAUCUCUGGGGCAUGUGAAGAUUUUCUUUUGGACAUUGAAUUGGCUGAGAAGGUUUCUUUUCUGGAUUGUGCUCCAUUUGGAAGACUGCAGUUGGGAAACUCAAGUUCAGAAAGUCAAUCUCCAGGAUUUAGUGGAAGUAGCAAUGUUGCUAAUGGUUUAUCAGAAUCAUCAACAGCAACUGUUCCAGAGGCUGAAUGCAAGAGUGGCUCACUUAAGAAGAGAACAGUCAAAUGUGAGUUAAAUGACUCAUCUGGGAACAAAUGGGACUAUCAGGCUGGGGUUGAUGUGUUUACCACUUCACAUGAUUUAGAAGAGCUUGAUGAGGUGGACUACGCAAAGCCUUUAGAAAGUGGUCUAUCAUCGGAUGAGAAUGAAAAGAAAGUUGUCCAAGCAAGCAAAACGGGCACUCUUCUCAGACAGAAGAGAACGCGAAAGCCUACCAAGAGGUAUAUUGAAGAAUUUUCAGUUCCGAAGUCAAAACAUGCAGUGGAAGGACAAAAUAUUUUGGCUACUGCUUCAAAGGGUGAACACCUGACUAUCAUGUCCCAUAACGAACUUCAGGGUGCAACAUAUGUACCCAAGGAGGAGACUUUAAGUGAGACAAUUACCCAAGAAACACUUGACGAUGACGAAAAACUUUCUGAUCUGAAGUCAAAGUGUGUAACUGGAAGACGAAAGGUUUCUUCUCAUGCUUCCAAGGAUACACGCUUGAAGUUUGGAUCUCGAAAUGAACUACAUCAUGUAAGAGGGUUGAAAUCUGCUCCUGGAGAGGAGUCUUUCCCUGGAACUGGAACUCGAACAUUGUUUGAAUCUCGGCCACGGAGGGGACGUCCGAAGAAGCUUCCAUCUGCUUCUGUUCUUGAAUCUGAUGAGGAAUGUACUGCAUCUGAGUCUGAAGAUGACUGCACAAAGAGAAGAAGAUCCAAGAAGAGUAAUGAUCGAAGGAAGCAUCAAAGAAUGUGGACUCUUUCUGAGGUGACAAAGUUGAUUGAUGGUAUUGCGCAGUAUGGAACUGGAAGAUGGACAGAUAUAAAAAAGCUUUUGUUUUCGUCAUCAGCAUACCGCACACCUAUAGAUCUGAGGGAUAAAUGGCGGAAUCUUCUAAGAGCUAGCUCUGCGCAGAAACAGAAACUGAAACAGAACAAGAAAGAGGUUGAACAAAAGCUGAAUCAUGCCAUCCGCCCCUUGCCAAAGCCAGUGAUACGCAGAAUUCGUGAACUAGCCUCUCUUCAUCCAUACCCUAGGUUUACUCCUGGUGGAAGAUAUAUACGUAGGAAGAAGAAUUGACUUGAAAACACAAUUGUCAAUCAGCAUUAAAUCAGAGUAUAGCAAAUUUAGUUGUAAAAAAAAAAAAAAAAAAAAAAAAAAAAA
This is a messenger RNA of Jatropha curcas, 2197 nucleotides long. Lineage: Eukaryota; Viridiplantae; Streptophyta; Magnoliopsida; Malpighiales; Euphorbiaceae. The record is from RefSeq and is a predicted model, not a curated record.